AUGGGCAUCGAUUUUUAUUUUACGGGAAUAAAUGUAGCAUCGGUGAGUGCAUGUGCGGAGUUCUGUGGCGAGAGGAAAUUUUGCCGAACAGCUAUCUUUAAUUCUUUUACAAAAACUUGCGCCAUAUCCUACGAGUACACACUUAACUGCAGGUACAAUAAGAAUCGAUACACGGAUUUCGAUGUACGCCAUACGACAAGCCAUUUGAUCCAAGUAGCGUGUGUAUCCAAAUGCGAUUCUCAAAUUCCAAUUUCUAAGUCCGAAAGGGGAGAAUUUCCGGAAGUACUAAGGAAGGUGGAAUUGAUAACCGGCGAACCUAACGAUGGCCAUGGAGGUGAAGAUUCCGCACCAAAACCAGUGCGUAUGUUAACUCAGCUAUCCAUGGUCCCAAACGUGCCAGAACGAGUAAUAAUCGGGAGCGGCAACGCACAAGCACUCGCUGUUCAAGAUACAUUUCUCGAAACGUUGAGGAAAAGCGGAUCUUCGCAAGUUUGCUUUCGGACUAUCGAACAGCGAUACCUUCUCGGAGGAUCUUUCGAACAUCAUAGCGGUACUACUAUUGAUGAUUGCAGAUGUCUCUGCGCAUCUACCUAUUCACAAUCACGAAUUUAUCAUUGUCGCUCGCUACAGUGGUACAAAUCUGGGAAAUGCGUACUGAACAGAGGUUCUCAUUUGGGCAAGUUCGAUCUGAUUGAAGAUAGAGAAGCAAUGUAUCAAUAUGUCAAUUGUGAAAUUCAAGUUCUCCUUGGCGUAGCUCAGAAAGUUUGCUUUGAAGAUGGAAGGACAUCGCGAUUAAUUACAGCUGAAGAAACGACUUCUCCAAUGCCGACGACAACCAGAUCGUUUCGCCGGCAGGGAGCAUAUCCUGAAAUCCGAACGACAGUCUGGAACUUUCUGACAAUGCCUUCCACAACACCAUCCACUCCAGCUGCCGUAUCAAAUGAAGCUAGGAAUAGCGCAGAGACCAACAGUACAGAGCAAGAAACAACGACAGCUGAGGAGGAAGAAGAAGCGGCUAUAAGCUCGACUGAAAGCUCAACUGAAGCGGAAACGACCACCUCUUCGGAAACGUCUACAGAGGAGACUUUGACACCACCGAACUUCACAGAAGAGACUCCAUCUGCUCCUGAGAGAUCAACCGAGAGCACAACGGAAGAAGUCACGGCAUCAUCAGAGGCCCCAACGGACAAAGCUACGACCACGUCUUCGGAGAGUCAAACGGAGGAAACCACGUCAUCAUCCGCGGUUACAAGCACGACGGAAGAGUCUGCGGAGGAAACCACGUCAUCGUCUGCGGUUACGAGCACGACGGAGGAGUCUACGGAAGCUUUUCGUACUGAGCCUAGCGAGACAGAGGAAGAAGACACGACCUCAAGUUUUAUCACCUCAACAACAACUUCCGCAGAAGUGACGACGGCAGAUGAAGAAAGAUUCACAAAGAAGCCUUCAUAUCAAAUUGGACAUGAAGUCCGACAAGGAUGCUUUGAAGAGAUUCCCGGUUAUAUGAUGAUCAAUGUUGCUGGAGGACUUGAGCACGAUGUAUCUCUUGACGAGUGCAAGUGUUUCUGCGCGAACAGCAAGACCUCUCGCCGAUACGCAUUUGAUUGUCUUUCCGCUACAUACUAUCACGACGAACGUGAUUGUAUCCUAAAUCUGGACGAUCGAAACAGGAGUCCUCAGCUUCUGGAGGAGCAGACAGAAUUAUCCGUAACCUACAUCGGUCCCACAUGUGGAAGAGCUGAGACCAUCGCUUCGCUUGCAAACGGUACGCUGGACAACACUUGCAAGAAGAGAACUACGCCUGCACCCACGACUACUUCUGCACCAAAAAGGCGAAAAUCGGGAGCGAGCUCCGAUGAAUGCUUCCUGGAAUUCACCGACUUUGUCUUAGAAGGAACAGCUCUUGCUAUUGAGACCGCGAUAAGUGUACAAGAGUGCAAAUGCCUUUGUCUCAAAGGAGAAGCUAAAUAUGGAGAAGCAUGUCAGUCAUUCGAGUACUACUACGACAGUAAUACAUGUCUGGUCAACAAGCAGAAUAGAUUCUCCACUCCAGAACAUUUCAACUUUGUACCGAGCUCUCAGCCUCGCAGCUACUUUGAGCACAAAUGCGCUACACGAGGUCAAGACGUUCUGACAAAAUAUCAAGUAGAUCAAUGUCAAAGCGGAUCGAGCGAUCUUCAGAACAACAGCAUUAAUGAAGACGGCAGCCCUAAGGAGAGAGAGAACGCCGCAUCCGAUGACGGUCCUGAAAAUAAGGCACCAGUAGCAAGCUCAUCUGCUGCACAUGUUUCGGACGACAAAAGCAUGGAAGUCCAGAAACCGCCUUCAACACGAAAAGUGCUAUUGCUUCAGGGAGAAGCUGGUCAUGAGGAGACAACAACGGCCAUUCCGCUCCCUAGAAUGGUAACGAUGGUCUAUGAUAGGAGCAAACCCGGUCCACCCAAGUGGAAUGCGGACAGCAGAGGGGGCCAUAGUGCGAGUGAAGAGGAGCGCAAGCGAAAGCGUACUGAGCCUCCGCGUGAGAUUCCGGAAGCGGAAAGCGAGGAAAACAGCGCCACGACCAGCUCUACAACUCCCCCUACGACAACGACGACAACGGCGAAGCCGAAUCGAAAGCGCUACAUAGUGAGAGCAUAUGUGAACAGAAAUAUCCCAGAGACAGAUGGACUGGACGAAAGAGAAUUCGACAAGAUCAUUGAACUAGAACUUCCAGAUGAUUACAAGGGUGAUCCAGCAAAAUUUGUGCCUCCAGUGGACUCGGAAGAUGUGGUGGUACGAUGGCCGUCUCGACUUUCUGGAGUAAGAAGUGUGAAAUUUGACACGAAAAGAAAGAAAUGGAUGGAUGACGAAACCACAACGACGACCACCACAACAACGACGACAACUACCACGACUCCAAAGCCAUCCGACUACACGCCACCUUCUGCUCUCGUUUAUCCAUCUGUCGGGCGGUGUACCUACAGUGCUAUGUAUCAAACAGCAUUUCAAGGCACGAAGUUGAUCAGAAGCAUUUAUGUGAAGCGUCCUGCCGACUGUUUCGCCGCCUGUUAUGCUCACAGUUGCCGAUCUGCCAAUCUUAUAUCUAACGGAGCAAUGAAUACCUGUGAGCUGUUCCGGGACUCCGUCAUCGAUUACCGCAGCAUCGGUACAAUUGCCUACGAUGGUUCAACGGUCUACUUUGACGGAAUUAAGUGCGAUGGUCCUCCCCCGUAGCCCGGAAGCUAAUGUUAACAUAUGCCUGUGUCAUCACUAUACAUAAAUGGAUAGUUGUACGUAACGGACUUUUGCUACGCCGCAGAUUUUUAUAUUUCAACAAGAACCGUAGCAAAAGUUUGCAUGUGUGCCUGACUUCAGUCUAAUCUUCUAGACACAUUAUAUUAUUCCUUCGUGCAAAUGUUUACGGGUUUAUUAGUGAUAUAUGUCGGAUAAUGGUAACGAUACUGUUCGCCCGAUUUAAAUGCGCUGAACAAUUGUAUGUAAUUGUUGUGCACAUACUGCUCAGGAUUUAUGACAAUAAAAUUAUAAAUAUCG
Cylicocyclus nassatus is the source of this 3531-nucleotide messenger RNA. NCBI's taxonomy places the organism in Eukaryota, Metazoa, Nematoda, Chromadorea, Rhabditida, Strongylidae. The record is from the annotation of a GenBank genome assembly.